GGACCAGAUUUGUCCCCACUCGGCUUGCACUCGGUCUCACCUCCGUCCUUUACUAAGACUUCAUUGCUGAACUACAGACAUCCUUUAGCUUAGCGACUGAGUACUGGGAACUAAUACUUCUGAUUCUGUGGCCAUCAGUGCUUUUUUGCAUAUAUAAUUGCCCUGGCACCAAAACCGAAGCUUCUACCAGCACAUAGAAUGAACCUGUGGACCUCGACAUAGAAACGAGAGACUUUCGGAUUCCCCCUAUUGCGAUCCAGCAUUCGUCUGCCACCGACUCCAGUCAUAAUGGUCCUGAUAAAACUCUCAGUGCUUGUCGCAUGUCUUGCCGAAUUUCUUGUUUUAACGAACGGUAGGCUCAUCGUCGAUACUGGAUACGCAAAGUACCGUGGCAACCUUUCGUACCCUGACACUGUCGCAUAUCUUGGUAUCCUCUACGCAGAACCUCCUCUUGGUGACCGUCGGUUUCGUGCACCCAUCCCUUUGAACACUACGCGAAUCGCACUAGAAGCGAAUGGUGCUAUCUUCGUGCGACAUUCUACCCCGACUUUUGCGUCCAGGGGUCUACUCUGGGUAUUCGGUGACGCAGGAGGCGCAGGCAGUGAAGACUGUUUGAAUGUUAACAUUUAUUCACCCGUCAAUGGAAACGAUUACACCGCCAACGGAGACUUCAAUGUAGGCUUUCUUGACCAGACACAGGCCCUCAAAUGGGUCAAGCGACAUAUACGAGCGUUCGGCGGGGAUCCGUCGAGGGUGACUAUCAACGGGCAGAGCGCCAGAGGAGCCUCGGCUUCACGCCCCACCCUGGUUUUCGAAAUGAAUUCCAGUCGCUAG
This is a messenger RNA of Desarmillaria tabescens, 834 nucleotides long. RefSeq names its product Alpha/Beta hydrolase protein. The transcript has 3 exons. NCBI's taxonomy places the organism in Eukaryota, Fungi, Basidiomycota, Agaricomycetes, Agaricales, Physalacriaceae. Bases 289 to 834 code for a protein of 181 amino acids. The record is from RefSeq and is a predicted model, not a curated record.